This is a messenger RNA of Stomoxys calcitrans (stable fly), 1254 nucleotides long. RefSeq names its product phospholipase A1. Bases 1 to 1164 code for a protein of 387 amino acids. NCBI's taxonomy places the organism in Eukaryota, Metazoa, Arthropoda, Insecta, Diptera, Muscidae. The record is from RefSeq and is a predicted model, not a curated record. The transcript has 3 exons. Gene Ontology annotation, biological process: lipid metabolic process. Gene Ontology annotation, molecular function: lipase activity.
AUGAAAUCAUUGUUUGUGUAUUGUAUUCUUUUGUGUUUUAUGCAGCAAAAUUUUUCUUUGGCCUGCCGAGAUGCCAGUGGAAUUGAAGUACCAUCUUAUGAUUAUGACAACGAUUACCGCGAUGACGAUUAUGCUCUCAGUGAGCUAAGAGAACAAGAAAGAGUUCACUUUCAAGAUGAAGACGAUGAUGCUGGAUUCAAUGAAUGGAAUCAGUGUGACCAAGAACUAAGCAAACCUCGUGGUUUUAGGAGAUAUUUGGAUUUUUCUUUUCUGAGAAAAUUCUUUCGCAAUCUGGUGCCAUUUGCCAUGCCUAAGCUACAAAUGAAUUUCUAUCUCUUCAAGCGUGAUUUUCCCAAUUGUGGUCGCGAAAUAAGUUUCGAUGAAGAAUCCAUCUACACAUCAAUGCUGAAUGCAUCACAUCCUACAAGAAUAAUAAUACAUGGUUGGAUGAGCCAGUCUCGAGGCUCUUUUAAUUUGGAUGUCAAAAAUGCUUACCUCAAACGUGGUGACUACAAUGUUAUCGUUGCUGAUUGGAGUGCAAAUGCUGCGAAUAUCAAUUAUUUUCGAGUGGUCAGACUUAUUGAAGCAUUUGGAGCCCAUUUGGCUCGAUUUACUCAGUUUCUCUACGAAAGAGCCAAAGUAAAUUACAAUGACAUUUAUUUAAUAGGCCACUCGUUGGGAGCACAAAUAGCGGGAGCCGCAGGUAAACGUAGUUGGCCCAAACGUUACAACACCAUAUUUGCAUUGGAUCCAGCGGGACCUAAAUUUCGCAGACGUUCCACAGAAUUUCGCAUUGAUCCCACCGAUGCUAAAUAUGUAGAGAGUAUACAGACAAGUCGUAACUUGGGUUUCUUGGAACCAACAGGAAAUGCCACCUUCUAUCCGAAUUAUGGAAACUACCAAAAGAAAUGCUACUAUGUGGGUUGUUCUCACAUACGAGCCUACAGAAUGUUUGCCGAGUCUAUUGUUUCAAAUGCCGGAUUUUGGGGUAUACGUUGUAGUAGUCGUAAACCCAAAUGGGAAUGUGAUAGUAUGGAUGCGCGAGAAUAUCGCAUGGGUGGUGAACCAUCGCAACCGAAAGCUGGUUUGUUUUAUGUAAAAACGAAUGCAAGGCCGCCAUAUGCACUGGGAAAAAUUGCAAUGCAGGAUAUGGCGAAUGUUUAGAAGGCGAUUGGAAGGAAAUAUAAGAGAAUUAUUUAUCUACAGACUGAUAGAGUAAACAGACAUUGCCUUAAAUAACUUAUGGUGAAGUAA